GACUGCAUAAAUCGUUCUCUGAGUCGUUCAUCGUCACAUCUUCUGUGAAUUCAAUUAUUUUGUUUCGUAUACAUAAAUCUCGUUUUAUUAAAAGAAAUUCAAAGGAAAAAGAAAGGUUUAAUCUGAAAAUGGCUUUCCGUAAUAACAAUAACAACAAUCGCCGUAAUAAUCAGGGCAUGAACUUUAACAAUAAUAACAACUAUGGAGGAACAAUCAGUCGUGGGAACGUCAAUCCUUGGGAUGGACCUAGCAUGGGGAAUAACAACAUGGGCCGUGGAAAUGAUGCUCUGGCCUUGGCUAACAAUCUCUUAAAUAAUUUAUUGCGUAACCAGAAUCAAAACAAUGUGCCACCCUCUCUUUUGGAUAUGGCAGGACCACGAGGAAAUUAUAACGAUUGUCCAAGGAUUUAUAACGAUUUCCGUAUGAACCGUGGAAAUGGCGGUAGAAUGCCCAAUAAUAACCGCCGAAAUAACAAUCGUGUUGUCAAAGGCGCUAUUCGAAAGCCAAAUGUUGGUAAUCGUAAACCAAACGCUCAAAAGAAUUUUAAUAAUUCUAAGCAAAACGAUUCGGUGACAGAACAAACAACAAAUAAGAAAAAUGAUAAUGCGAGAAAUGUCCACGAAAUUAAGGAUGAAGCCAUUCCAGUAAAGGAACCUAAGCGCAAGAAUUCUCCGUAUUCUGAUGUUCCAAACGAUAUGUUUUACUGCCAUUUGUGCGCAAAACAUAUGUGGGAUUCAACAUCAUUUGAAAAUCAUUUGAAAGGGAGAACUCAUCAGAUGAUGAAGGAAGGCGUUGAAGAAUCCUAUCGAUUACGAGCCAACAUGCUUCGUCAAGAAGCUAAAAUUGCUGAACAAUUGAAAUCCAUUGAAAUUGAUCGCUUGAAACGAUUGGGAAAAGCGAUUCGUGCUGCAAAUCAAAUUCGCGAAUAUUGUGCAAUGUGUGAUUUGCAGUUUUACGGACAUUUAUCGACUCAUCGGAAAUCUGAAGGUCAUUUGGAUCUGAAGAAAUUUUUGCAUCCAAAAUGUGAAGACUGUUCAACAGAAUUUCAUAAUAGAACCGAAUUUGACGAUCAUUUGCUUUCACCUGGUCAUAUGAAGACUAGUAAAACUCCACCAUCAUAUAAAUCUGAGGAAAGUCGCAAAAAUCGUUUGCAUAUAUUGACUGAAAUUGAUGAAACGCGAGGACUUCGCGAGGAAAAACCUAAAAAAGAGAAAUCUAAAGAUGUCACUUCACAAGAAACUGAGACCGAAGCAUUGACCGAUGAUGGCGAAUCAAAAACAGUGCAAGAAACUGAAAAAAUGGAAACUGAAGUUUCCGCUGCUGACAACGAAGUGAAACAAGAAGAUGAUGUUGACGACAACGAAAACCAAAAUGAUCAUCAAGAGUUUGAACCAAUCUUGGAUUACAUCGAAGGCGACGAAAUUGGUCCUGAAAUUGAGAACAAAAUUCCAAAAUAUAAUUUUAAGCGUCAAGUUGGAUUCAGCUUAAUAUCAAAACUGGUUUGUUUUGAAUGUCGUUUAUGCAAUAAAUAUUUUGAUAAUGAGUUGACAGCUGAAGUGCAUUCACGCACCUACAACCAUCAUCGUCUCUUUGUUAAAUUUCUAAACGAAAAAGCAAACGAAACAAAAAUUGCUCAGAAACGAGCUGCAGCUGCAGCUGAGGAAACUGAACGAUUGAAGAGAAUUAAGUUAGAAACCAACGAAGAAGUUGUGAAUAAGUCUGACUUAUAUGAUCCAACCGAAGCAACUGGUGAAGAAGAGUCUAAAGAUACUGAGAUGAUUGAAAAUAUUUUAGGAAAAACUGAAAAACAAGAUUUUGCUUAA
Messenger RNA from Clunio marinus, 1823 nucleotides. The record is from the annotation of a GenBank genome assembly. NCBI's taxonomy places the organism in Eukaryota, Metazoa, Arthropoda, Insecta, Diptera, Chironomidae.